GUGUGUGUGUGUGUGUGUGGGGGGUGACAGAGAGACCUCUUGAAACACACUUUGACUCUUGUACAUGUUGAAAUGUGCUCUUACAACCGAGAGAAGAAGAGGAAAUUAGCGUCUCUUUGGUCUCCUCUCCUGCUUUAUCGACUUCUAUACCACAGCACCACUGGAGGAAAACACAACAAGGUGAGAUGAGAGACCGGCUGUGUGAGCUGCAGACCUUAACCUCCAAGUCUACAGAGGAGGAGCAGAGACCUGAGGAGAACCACAGCCCUGAGGAAGAGGAGCCCUUAGAGCAACAUGCCAUCGUGUUUGAGGCAGAGGACCUGAUGGACGGCAUCUACAAGGAGGCCCAGGCCAUGAAGAAGGAAAUGCUGCUGUUCAAAAUGGACGUGAAGCGUCUCGGAAAACAGAACACCAGGUUUCUCACAUCCGUCAGGAGGAUAAGCAGCAUCAAGCGGGACUCCAACGCUCUGGGCCGGAACAUCAAGGCCCGAGGGGAGGCCAUUUACGCUCGGCUGGAGAAGAUGGGGAGGUUCUGCAAGCACCUGGAGGAGGAACACGGAUCUACCUCAGCUAUAGCCCGCAUGGUGCGUUCGCAGUACGUGUCUCUGACCAACACCUUCCACGGCACCAUGUCCGAGUACAACGAGGCCGAGAUGGUGCAAAGGGAGAACUGCAAGACGCGCAUCCAGAGGCAGGCGGAGAUCAUGGGCAAGGAGGUGAGCAGGGAGCAGAUAGACGAGAUGAUCGAGACGGGCAAGUGGAACGUCUUCUCGGACAACCUCCUCCUGGAGGGAAAGACCGCGAGGUCGGCGCUCAAUGAGAUCGAGAACCGCCACAAGGAGCUUCUGGAGCUGGAGGGCCGCAUCAGGGACAUCCAUGAGCUCUUCUUCCAGAUGGCCAUGCUGGUGGAGGAGCAGGGCUGCAUGAUGAACAACAUCGAGGCCAACGUCGGUGCAACUCAGGACUAUGUCGCCGUGGCUGCGACUCAGGUCAAGAAGGCCGUGAAAUACAAGAGAAACAAUCCGUGCAAAAAACUCUUCUGCUGUUGCUUCCCCUGCUGCAACUGAGGCAACAUGUUUUCUUCAUCAAAGCCUUGAGUCUAGAUUAAAAAGUUAUAUAAUAUUGUGUUGUUUUACUCUGUGACUCCAUUUUCAAGCAGCAGCUGUGUAGAAAUUUCAUACCCGUCUAUUUUCUUUACUGGGCCAGUUUCCAACCACAUAUUCAUAUGCAAACAUUGUUUAGUAAGAUAUGGUUUCCUGAUUGUUACGGAGUUCAGCCUCUGCAUGAUUAGACAUCUGAGCUGUUAUUUGAAUGCACAGACCUCAGCCUUCUUUCCUUUUAACUUUCAGCUCUGUAAGUUGUGUUGCAAGAUAUUUAAGUGAUGUAAAAUAUAAUUUACUUAUAAAUAAAUGUCUCAGAGCGGCUUGUUUUUACAGCCUGAAUGAAAAUCUAAAGCUGGA
Molecule: messenger RNA, 1460 nt
Organism: Paralichthys olivaceus (Japanese flounder)
Lineage: Eukaryota; Metazoa; Chordata; Actinopteri; Pleuronectiformes; Paralichthyidae
Gene: stx11a
Product: syntaxin 11a
Biological process (GO): synaptic vesicle fusion to presynaptic active zone membrane; intracellular protein transport; exocytosis
Cellular component (GO): synaptic vesicle; presynaptic active zone membrane; SNARE complex
Molecular function (GO): SNARE binding; SNAP receptor activity
Source: RefSeq, a predicted model, not a curated record